AUGUACAAAGGGCGGGAAUGGGCAAUUACACUGCAAUCGAACAAUCUUUAUAGGGCGGACUUUCGAGUGCUACCACUCCUGCUAGUUGGCUUUGCUAGUUACCAGCUGGAUAGAACCAAUAUUGCCAGCGCACUUACGGGGAACUUUGCUACCGUCAUAUCAAUCGACCAGAACACCAUCAACCUCGGGAACCAAUUGAUGUUUUUGGGUGUUAUUAUACUGGAGAUACCAUCCAAUGUUAUUCUUCACAAGGUUUGUACUGCGGCUGAGCGAAUAAAAUACGAGUUGCUGAUUGAUAUCAGGUUGGCGCUCGCCAAUGGAUCAGUGCACAAGUCUGUGUGUUCGGGAUAA
This is a messenger RNA of Penicillium bovifimosum, 351 nucleotides long. RefSeq lists its product as uncharacterized. NCBI's taxonomy places the organism in Eukaryota, Fungi, Ascomycota, Eurotiomycetes, Eurotiales, Aspergillaceae. The record is from RefSeq and is a predicted model, not a curated record. The coding region runs from base 1 to 351 and encodes 116 amino acids. The transcript has 2 exons.